UCCAAAUUCCAAGCCAAAAUUACGUCUUCUAAAAUUCCUAGUCGUAAGAGAAAGUAGCCAGCUUUUACGAAGCAAAGAAAAAUGGGAGCCAACUUCUCUAUGGUGGAGAGUGAAUCGGGGCCAUCUCGUGUCACUGCCUACCAUUCAAAAGACCAAUGGAAAGCCUACUUCGAGACCUCCAAGCAAUGUGACAAACUGGUGGUGAUUGAUUUCUCGGCUACAUGGUGUGGACCUUGCCAAUUCAUAGAGCCAACCUUCAAAGAGCUCUCUUGCAAAUAUACGAAUGUGGAUUUCGUCAAGAUUGAUGUGGAUGAGUUGGAGGCUGUGGCUCAAGAAUUUGCGGUGGAGGCAAUGCCAACAUUCAUAUUUAUUAAGAAAGGAAAGGUGGUUGACAAGGUUGUGGGUGCUAGGAAGGAUGACCUGCAGACCAAGAUUGAGAAGCACAGCACAUAGAUUUACAAUGAUGAACCAUGCUGAUCCUGUUAGCAAGGCCAUGCAAUAUGUAUUCUACAAUAACUUCUUAAAGAGAAGAAGAAUUGAGGAGCAGGAAGCAUCAAAUAAUCACCAGUGUGUUCUGGCUAAAUAAGAUGGAGUUUCUUGCAUUUAAUUUUCAUGUUAAUGUAAUUUGCUUGAGCAACCAACAUUUUUUAGUUUUAAAUUAUUAAUAUAAAAUCUCUCUCUCUCUCUCACUC
This is a messenger RNA of Quercus lobata, 692 nucleotides long. Its product is annotated as thioredoxin H5-like. NCBI's taxonomy places the organism in Eukaryota, Viridiplantae, Streptophyta, Magnoliopsida, Fagales, Fagaceae. The record is from RefSeq and is a predicted model, not a curated record. The transcript is spliced from 3 exons. Bases 82 to 453 code for a protein of 123 amino acids.